UUACGUGUGUUUUUGAAUCUACUAAAUCUAGACAUAGACAUAGACAUUCUGGUGCGCGUGAUUUGUGUGCAGGUCACGGAGCAUCGUUUCAGCAGAUACAAUUUUUCUACCGCAGAGUCGUUACCCUUUGAAUGACCCCAUCGCGUGCCCGCCUCCAGUCUGAUGGUGUAGGUAGUCCCGUCUGUAACCAGAGGGUGGCGCGCCGCUACAAUCUUGCAGAGCACACUACAGCUAGUUCGCUGAAACUCUUGUUGCGCGUUCCCGUGUCCAAACAAUUCCACCCUGAUUUCCUGCUUACGCGUGAGUUUACCGCUGGAGGUCACAAAAUAGGAUUUACGACUGGUCAACAAAAACACGUGACUAUAAGCCUUACCCCAUAUUUGGGAGUCUACGUAAGGGAGCAUUAAGUCUGUGUCUCACUCAUUUCCAUAAUUCAUCAUAAAUUGUGCAAGAGUGCAAUAGAAGCUCAAAACCAUCCAGAGACACAAAUCAAACACACACGGCAGAACUGUUCUCUCCAUAAAGGUAGUUGUAACCACAAAUAAUUAUAAGAUAACUGUCAAUCAAUGAGCUCUUAUUUUGGGAACUCAUUUUGCGGUCACUAUCCAAAUGGCGCGGACUAUCCCUUACAUAACUAUGGAGAUCAUAGUUCUAGUGGCCAAUGCGGAGAUUCUCCGGGCAUGCAUUCGGGCAGGUAUGCUUUUGGUUACAAUGGAAUGGAUCUCAGCACCGGGCGCUCUACCACCGGACACUUCCUCUCAUCUGGUGAGCGAACUCAUAGCUACACAGACAGUCCAACUGCGACGCCUGUCCGGUACAAUCAACCGGUUACCGCGAGCAGUGCUGAGCUUUCCCCAGACCCUCUCCCCUGCCCAUCCUUAUCCAGCUCUCCUGUCAGCGAGCAGUCACACCGCGCCCUGAAAACCUCACUACCGAGCACCGCUGGCUCUGCGACCAACAGCGUCGGGACGGUUCUCAGUCGCGAGGGACUUUCUAAAGCGUCCAGCACUAUGGAGGAAGAAAAGCCACCGGGAAGUGCCCAGACAGCUCCACAGAAUGUAUCAGAUGCGCCGCAGAUUUAUCCAUGGAUGCGAAAACUUCAUAUAAGUCAUGACAGUUUGACCGGACCGGAGGGGAAAAGGCCCAGGACAGCCUACACACGCUACCAGACACUUGAGCUUGAAAAGGAGUUCCACUUCAACCGGUACCUGACACGUCGCCGACGUAUUGAGAUUGCACAUACGCUCUGUCUCUCAGAGAGACAAAUCAAAAUAUGGUUUCAAAACCGCAGAAUGAAAUGGAAAAAGGACAACAAGUUGAAGAGUAUGAAUAUGGCGGGUGCAGGAAGCGCAUACCGGCCGUGAAAAUGUGUAUAUUGUAUAUGUGUAUAUGUGCAUAUAUAAAUUAAAUCUGUUCGUGUUUGAAUGUAUGCGUGUUCGACAAGUGGAUGAAGACUUUGCCGAUUUUACAAAAUAACUUUCCACUGGUAUUGAAAGAGUGAACGCCCUGUGUUGCGUCCUUGGUCAGAAAAAAUAAAACAAACACUUCCUCUCUGUGUUUUCAUGUAAUGUUGCGUAUGUGGAGAGAUCUUUGCAUUGUCUUAGAAAUGCCACAUGAAGGUGUAAAUUAAUAUAACACUUAUCGACGAAAAAUGCUUCUGAGAAAAAAAAACGUUUCUGAAAGGUGCAUUUGGGUAAGCCAACCUGUGAAAAUAUUUCACUGUUACCAAAUGAAGCAUAACUUAAAAUGUUUUGGUUAUUGUGUUUUAUGUCUUUUGGUUUGUAAAUAUGAAUUGAUGUAUUUUAUGUAUUUAAAUUCGAUAUCAAAUAUCGAUAGUCUCUUAUUUGUUGUGAAGUUGAAGCAGAAGACCUGUUUUAUUCGUGUUGUACUGUCAUCUUUGUGUCUUGAUAAAAUCGUUCCGUUCAGACUUGU
This is a messenger RNA of Carassius gibelio (silver crucian carp), 1932 nucleotides long. RefSeq names its product homeobox protein Hox-A5a-like. The record is from RefSeq and is a predicted model, not a curated record. Gene Ontology annotation, biological process: regulation of transcription by RNA polymerase II; anterior/posterior pattern specification. NCBI's taxonomy places the organism in Eukaryota, Metazoa, Chordata, Actinopteri, Cypriniformes, Cyprinidae. The transcript is spliced from 2 exons. Gene Ontology annotation, cellular component: nucleus. The coding region runs from base 567 to 1364 and encodes 265 amino acids. Gene Ontology annotation, molecular function: DNA-binding transcription factor activity, RNA polymerase II-specific; RNA polymerase II cis-regulatory region sequence-specific DNA binding.